GGGGGUGCGUGUGUGUGGGGGGGGCAACGGGCUCCACAGCUACGGAUGGGAGAACAAGUCUUGACAUGUUUCUCUAGCUCCGCAUUUAAAAAGGAAAACAGAAGUCCUCAGCUGGCGAGAAUGGCCUUGCCCCGCCUCUGCUCUCAUUGACCCGCCCUCAGCGAGACGCGUUUGCGUUUCUUCCCGCUUACAAGCCUGUAGGAACCUUUCCUGUGUCCGUAGCGGGUUGUGCUUGCAGGCUGAGCUCCUUUGUGUAACGUAACAUGGCGUCAAAACUUCAUCAAAAAGCUCCUUUUAAAGAUGUAAAAACUCAGUGUGAGAAGAUGUGUGUGGUGCUGGGCAGUCCUGUGGGAAGAAUUGAGAUAUCGGGAUGCAAGACAGGAGUGCAUGAAAUACGCCUUCAGGAAAAUGCUGUUUCACAGAACGAUACUAUGGAGGCCUCAGUGUCUUGUGAAGUAUGUGAAUCCCCAGAGGAAAUGACAGAGCCACUGGAACAGUGUACAGCUUGGCUUCAGGCCUAUUUCUGUGACCCCUGGAUGACGGAGAAGCUUCCAAUGCCUCCCUUCCACCACCCACUUCUAGAGAAAGCUUCAUUCACCAGAGAAGUGUUGUGGACCCUGUUGAGAGAUGUGAAAUUUGGAGAAGCAGUUUCUUACAAGCAAUUAGCAGACCUGGCAGGCAACAGCAAAGCAGCCAGAGCAGUAGGAGGAGCAAUGAGAAGCAAUCCUGUCCCGAUUAUAAUACCAUGCCACAGAGUGAUUUGCAGCAGUGGACAGACUGGCAACUACACGGGAGGAAGUCAUCUGAAAGAGUGGCUUUUGUCACAUGAGAAGCUUCAGAAGGAAAAGUUAGCAUAUUGAUGCAGUUCAGGCACAGCUGUUAUACAGCCAAAACACAUAACCAAAGAUACUUGGCUUAUAACAAGCUUUCCGAACACACAGUAGAAUUCAGGAAAAUGGUAAAUAUUUGAGUGACAUAUAAAUAUAAUACAACAUCCGAAGCGAAAUGUGUGGUGGCACUACUAUAUUAAAAAAGCUGAAUGUGUCCUAGGGGAUACAGCUUGUAUGCCCUUUCUUGUUUUUACAUUUUACAGCAGAAUGAGUACAGCGGACUGUGCCUGUGUUGUGCAUGUAUUUUGUUCCCAUCUCCAGUACUGUUUUGUUCUAUUUUUAAUGUCCAUUAAAGCAAGGAUAAGGGGGUGGGAGGGGCAUGGCAAAUGUUAGAUGCAACUGCCCCUCUAAGGAAGCAUCUGGCUCGCAGAGGGGACAGCCGGGAAUCCGCAGCCUUUGCGUGUAUUCGGAGAGCAAAAUUAAAUGCAUAAGCUUCAACACACACCUCCCCCUGUUCCUGCCUGGAUUUGUAUUUGUCCAGAUUGAAAAGCUUGUACCUCUGCCAGGCUUGGUGCCCAAGAUUCUCCUGUUUUCUUUGAUGUUUGAACUGCUGAAAUGAUGUUUUACGUAAACAGUUGUUAAUGAAACACACUGAAAAUCCAUUCAAAAGGAAGCAGCUAUUGAAUUGCCUAUUCACAGCUUUUCUUUUCAGAUCGUUGUAGAUGGCUUAGAAGAUAGGAAUAAAAAUAUUUUGUCUCCAUUAGCAUUGCUCAAUGUAGGCAGAAAAAUAGAUGCUGAUAAAGUAGUUUAAUGUCAAAACAAAUAUUUUUAUAGAAUUAUACAGCUGAGCUACAGACACCUUUUGCCAGAAUUUAGAAGUCGAAUACUUUCUAUUUUUUAUCUUUCUGAUCAGCAGCGCUUAUGGCUUUUGCUUAGCAUUUGCUUUAUUUAGUUUUCACAUUUACACAUAUGUUAUACAAUACUCUGGAUUAUAAGAAGCAAAAGCUAUGCAUUAUAUUAAACAUAUAACACGAUCCAGAAAAAAUAUAGUCAGCCAAAGGAUAUUGAAGCUAAAAUUUCUAGUUAUUUUAAAGAAGUCAGUGAAAGUAAAAUAUUACAAAGCACCAGAAACUGAAUUUUUCAGUAAGGGAAUCAUAAAUUGAAACAUAGAAAUACUGAUUUUGUUUUUAUCAUGUUAUUGUACAUGUUGCUUUAGAAAGCUCACUGGUAACAAAAAUGAUUGUGAUGUUGUUCCAUUAAUAUAGUGUUACUCAGAUAUUAGAAUUACUUUAUUAAAACUUGUUCUGCAUGUACAAGGUGUCUAUGUGAAUAAAUAAAAUACAGUAUAUGAUA
This is a messenger RNA of Elgaria multicarinata webbii, 2183 nucleotides long. RefSeq names its product O-6-methylguanine-DNA methyltransferase (gene MGMT). Lineage: Eukaryota; Metazoa; Chordata; Lepidosauria; Squamata; Anguidae. Gene Ontology annotation, cellular component: nucleus. The transcript is spliced from 6 exons. Gene Ontology annotation, biological process: DNA repair. Gene Ontology annotation, molecular function: methylated-DNA-[protein]-cysteine S-methyltransferase activity. The record is from RefSeq and is a predicted model, not a curated record. Bases 264 to 860 code for a protein of 198 amino acids.